This is a messenger RNA of Schistosoma turkestanicum, 2745 nucleotides long. The record is from the annotation of a GenBank genome assembly. Lineage: Eukaryota; Metazoa; Platyhelminthes; Trematoda; Strigeidida; Schistosomatidae.
AGUUAGCCCGAAGAAUUUUCAAAGGAAUUCCUGAUCGAUUUCGUAUGACUGUUUGGCCACUUCUGCUGUGUGUAGCAGAAAUGAAAAAUAAAAAUAAAGAUAUUUAUACGAAAAUGCUUCAGAAAGCUCUAUCUUCUUCAGCUUCACUUAGCCAAAUCGAUUUAGAUGUGAAUCGAACAUUUCGCAAUACAAUUUACUUUCGUGAUCGUUAUUGUCCACGACAAUGUGCAUUAUUCCGUGUUUUAGCCGCUUAUUCAGUGUAUAACUCUGAAGUGGGAUACUGUCAAGGAAUGAGUGAAUUAGCUGGAAUAUUUCUUAUUUAUAUUGAAGAUGAAGAAGAUGCAUUUUGGGCAUUGAAUCAAUUAAUGACUAAUUAUCGUUAUAAUAUGCAUGGUGUAUAUGUUCCUGGCUUUCCUGGAUUAAAUCGUUUAUUCAUGCAUCAUGAACGUAUUGUUCGUAAAUUAUUACCUUUAUUAGAUAAACAUUUUAUUAAACAUGAUAUGUUAACUAGUACAUAUGCUUUAAAAUGGUAUAUGCAAUGUUUUUUAGAUAGAUUACCUGUUACUCUGGUACUUCGAAUAUGGGAUAUUUAUUUAUUGGAAGGUGAAAAGCUACUCUUGGCUAUGGCUUAUAACAUAUUGAAAAUGCACUGUAAACGUUUAUUACGCAUGGAUCAAAUGCAAAUGACAGCAUUUUUUCAAGAUGAAUUAGCUAAAGAUUUUCUAUUCGAUGAUGAUACUGUCAUUGAUUCAUUGAAAGAAUGUUUAGAAGUAUUGCAUAAGAUUAAAUUGGAUACACCGCCGCCAUUGUCAUCCGAUAUGCAACCUAAACGACUUGAUCGUUUCAAUUCUGAUCCAGUAUGGCAUGAUCGUAAUGGUGGUGGUACAUUAAUGAUGUCUACAACACAAACAUCAACAUUGAAACCGUCCAUAGACAUUCCUCUGCCAAGUAUAAAACCACAAUUAACAGAUCAAUCCAAUUUUGAUAGAAAAUUAAAUGCUCGAUUUUUACCAGCUCAUUUGCCUAGAACACUUUCAGUGAAUCCAAUUAAUUUAAACACUAUCAACAUCAAUAUACCAUCGUCUACACUAGAAUUAUCAUCAUCAUUAUCACCACCACUAUCAUCAACAUCAUCAUCAUUAUCAAAACGACCUGAUCAUUCUUCACCUGGUCUUAUUACUUCUACUACAUCAGUUUUAACAAACCCGACUAAUCGACGUUAUUAUUCUCCAACAAUUCAUCAUUCAUCAAAAUCACGUAGAAAUAAUCCUAAUUAUAUACUUGUUAGUAAUUAUCGUGCAAAAUUGAAUCAUCGUAUAUCGUCAUCUUCCAAACCGGAAACACCUUAUUCACCAUCGUCUACUUUGUUUAAUUUUGAUGAGAAUAUGUCAUACAGUGGUGGUGGCGGUGGCGGUGGCGGUGGUCUGAUGAAUCAUAAUAUUCCAAAUAUCUACUAUCAAUCACCGUCAAUAACAACAUCAAGUCAAUCUCUUAUUCAUUCUCCUGAUGAUCAUCAUUAUACAACAACAAGUGGUUCACAUUAUCGUAAUCCUCUAAGACAAUCAUCUCCAAAUUCCAGUAAUUCAAAAUUAUCAAAUCGUUCUGAAUUAUUAGAUAAUAAUAAGAGUAAUAAUAAUGAAAAAGAUAAUCAAUGGUUAUCUGUUGAUUCUUAUCCUGCUAAAAUAAAGAGAUCACCACAACUACAUUUAUCAAGAUAUACACAAAAUAAAGAAAUCAAUAUUAAACGAUACAAUGCUACUGGAUCUAGUAAAAAUAAAACACAAAAUCCCAAUACACCAAUCAUUGUAACCACACCAACAAUGACUUCCAAGUCACGUAUGAAUCGAUGGACAAGUGAACAAAUCUUAUCAGCCACUAUAAAUAAUCGUCCACCAUCAACUACAAGUUCUGAGUUAAGUUUUGAAGAACCAUGGCAAAAACGUGAAAAAUCUCCAUCAUCAUCAUUAUCAAAACAUAAAACAUUAAAAUCUACACAUGAUUAUUCUACCUCCGAACUGAAUUCUUCCAUUGAUGGUGGUAUAUUAACAACCACAUUAGAUAAAGUACUUAUUUCACCGCCACUUCCAAAGACAACAACGACAACAACAACUAACACCACCACUAUGAAAUCAACAACAGAAACUACAUACAAUGUAUGGAAUAAACCAAAUAACAGUAGUAAUAAUAAUGAUAAACAUUCCAAUUCACCAACUGUUAUCAAUUAUAAUUUCCCGUUACAAUCAUCACCAAUCUAUUCACCAACUAGUCCAAAUUUAUCAAUUCAAUCAUCACAAGAUACAACUACCACGACAAAACAUUCACAAACUAUGCUGAGGAACUCUUCAACAGCAUCUUCAACUGUAUCAUUAUUAUCACCUAGUGGUGGUAGUGGUAGAUCAAUUCAAAUUGUACGCAUAGAGAAUAAUACUAAUAAUAAUGAUAAUGAUAAUAAAAAUCUAAGAACAAACAAUCCUCCUCCGAUUGGUGAUCAUCAUCAUCAGGAUUAUUAUUAUUAUUAUCCUAAUGUUUCCAUGAAGAAACCAUAUUCAGAAUCAGUACGACCAAUCAAUAGUUAUGUUAGUCGUAUACCACCACCUGCUUCAGCAACACGAUCCAAAUUGAUCAUGAAACCAACAGAGAUUGUUAUGCCAGAACCGAAACCAAUUCCUAAUAAAACAAUCAAUAAAAAAUUGAUUACCAUUCAAUCGACCAAUUAAAUCAACAACAACAACAACAAAUGUCAAC